Centruroides sculpturatus (bark scorpion) is the source of this 592-nucleotide messenger RNA. Its product is annotated as adenine phosphoribosyltransferase-like. Bases 170 to 592 code for a protein of 140 amino acids. Lineage: Eukaryota; Metazoa; Arthropoda; Arachnida; Scorpiones; Buthidae. The transcript has 5 exons. Gene Ontology annotation, molecular function: AMP binding; adenine phosphoribosyltransferase activity; adenine binding. Gene Ontology annotation, cellular component: cytoplasm. The record is from RefSeq and is a predicted model, not a curated record. Gene Ontology annotation, biological process: adenine salvage; AMP salvage.
GCCUUCAGCGGUUUGCUGAGGAUGGCUCACGUGGUUUUUCAUAUAAAGUUUUUCACGUGAUGCUCGAUACGUUUGUUUAUAGAUUACAUCCGCAAUCGUGUUUAUCAUCGCUGUUAUUUCGUAUUUUCUGAACUGAUUUGUGGUUAGAUUUUUUUUUUUAAUUUUGCAAAUGUCAAUUGGAAGUAAAGUGGAAAGAAUUAAAAAUGCAAUCGGAAAUUAUCCGGACUUUCCGAAGAAAGGAAUCGUUUUCAGAGAUUUGUUUCCAAUAUUACAGAAGCCAGAAUUAUUUGAGGAUCUAAUAGAUGUAUUAUGUGAUCAUAUCAAAAGAAAUAUACCAGAUGUGAAUGGUAUUGUAGGAUUAGAAUCGAGAGGAUUUUUAAUAGCACCAAUAAUUGCAUUAAAAUUAAAAGUGCCUUUUUUACCAAUCCGUAAAAGUGGAAAACUCCCAGGUGAAGUUAAAAAAGUAGAUUAUUCUUUAGAAUAUGGCAUGGAUUCUCUUGAAUUGCAAGUGAAUGCUUUUACAAAUAUUAAGAAAGUUGUAAUAAUUGAUGAUCUGUUAGCUACAGGAGGAAAUGUAAUUAUAGUUAGUUAG